Molecule: messenger RNA, 2046 nt
Organism: Postia placenta MAD-698-R-SB12
Lineage: Eukaryota; Fungi; Basidiomycota; Agaricomycetes; Polyporales; Adustoporiaceae
Product: glycoside hydrolase family 13 protein
Exons: 8
Coding region: 1-2046 (681 amino acids)
Biological process (GO): glycogen biosynthetic process
Cellular component (GO): cytoplasm
Molecular function (GO): 1,4-alpha-glucan branching enzyme activity; hydrolase activity, hydrolyzing O-glycosyl compounds; cation binding
Source: RefSeq, a predicted model, not a curated record
AUGCCAACGACGCCUAUCGAUGCGAAGACUGUGCUCGAUGUCGACCCCUGGCUUGAACCCAAUGCGCCCUCGAUUGUGCAUCGACACAACGCGUUUAGGAAAUGGCGCGAUACUAUAGAGCAGAACGAGGGGGGUUACGACUCGUUCACGAAGGGCUAUCUCAAGUUUGGGCUCCAUGUACGCGACGACGGCGAGCUCGUGUACAGGGAGUGGGCACCGAACGCGAAGGAGGCGGCCUUGAUCGGCGACUUCAACAAUUGGAAUAGGACCUCGCAUCCGAUGGUCAAAGACUCCUUUGGCGUGUGGGAGAUCACCAUCCCGCCCAAAGAACCAGGUGUAUGCGCUAUCCCGCACGACUCCAAGAUCAAGAUCUCGAUGAUCACACCAUCAGGCGAGCGCAUUGAGCGACUCCCAGUCUGGAUCAAGCGCGUCACGCAGGAUCUGUCUGUUUCUCCCGUCUAUGAUGCCCGAUUCUGGAACCCACCCCAGUCAGAGCGAUAUCAGUUCAAGAAUGCUCGUCCUCCUCAGCCGAGGAGUGUGCGGAUAUAUGAAGCCCAUGUCGGGAUCUCGACGAACGAGUAUCGCGUAGGGACAUACAAGGAAUUUACUGCCCACAUGCUGCCGAGAAUCAAGGAUCUCGGCUACAACACCAUCCAGCUCAUGGCAGUUAUGGAGCAUGCGUAUUAUGCUUCGUUUGGGUACCAAGUUACAAACUUUUUUGCAGCAAGUUCCCGCUAUGGUACACCUGAAGACCUCAAAGAACUCAUAGACACCGCGCAUGGCAUGGGAAUCACAGUUCUCCUCGACAUUGUGCACUCGCAUGCCUGUAAGAACGUGCUCGAUGGGCUCAACCAAUUCGACGGGACGGACCAUCAGUACUUCCACGAGGGUGGAAAGGGGCGGCAUGAGCUCUGGGAUAGUCGUCUAUUCAACUACGGCCACUACGAGGUGCUUCGCUUCCUCAUGAGCAACCUACGCUUCUGGAUGGAGGAGUACCAGUUUGAUGGCUUCCGAUUCGAUGGGGUGACGAGCAUGAUGUACGUGCAUCAUGGAAUCGGCACCGGGUUCUCUGGUGGAUAUCACGAAUACUUCGGAGAUAAUGCGGAUAUCGAGGCCAUCGUGUAUCUCAUGCUGGCCAAUGACGCAAUGCAUGAACUCUUCCCAUCGUGCAUCACUAUUGCAGAGGAUGUCUCCGGCAUGCCCCUUCUCUGCGCCCCCGUCUCGAAAGGUGGGGUUGGGUUCGACUAUCGGCUAUCGAUGGCAAUCCCGGACAUGUGGAUAAAGCUGCUGAAGCACAAGAGUGACGACGAGUGGGAGAUGGGGAACAUCGUGCACACCUUGACAAACCGGCGAUACAAAGAGAAGAGCAUCGCGUACGCCGAGAGUCACGACCAGGCGCUAGUAGGGGAUAAGACCCUCGCGUUCUGGCUGAUGGACAAGGAAAUGUACACGAACAUGUCGGAUAUAACGGAGUAUACACCUGUCAUCGCUCGAGGUAUUGCGCUGCACAAGAUGAUACGACUGUUAGUGCAUUCGCUGGGCGGUGAAGGAUAUCUCAACUUUGAAGGGAACGAAUUCGGCCAUCCGGAGUGGCUCGACUUCCCGCGUGAGGGCAACGGCAACUCCUUCCACUACGCCCGGAGGCAGUGGAACGUUGUCGAUGAUCCUCUCUUGCGCUACAAGUAUCUCAACGAGUUCGAUAAGGCUAUGAACCACACAGAGGAGAAAUACGGCUGGCUUGCGGCCGAGCCUGCUUACGUCUCUCUGAAACACGAAGUCGACAAAGUGGUCGUGUUCGAGCGCGCGGGGCUACUAUUCGUGUUCAAUUUCCACCCGUCGCAAUCAUUCACGGACUAUCGUGUCGGAGUGGAGGAGCCCGGGGAGUACCACGUUGUCCUGAGCAGCGACGAGAAGCGCUUCGGCGGCUUCGAGAACGUGCUCCCGGGUGGGCAGUACUUCACAACGCCCAUGGAAUGGAAUGGGAGAAAGAACUGGUUACAGAUCUAUAUUCCGACGCGUACCUGCAUCGUCCUUGGAAAGAAUUGA